AUGCCAAGUAAAUAUUUGCUCCACACUCAUCAUAUCUUUUCUAUUUUGGUUCGAAAUCUAGCCGUGUCUAGUGAGAAAAAUUUUGCAAUCAAUGAAUACGUUCCAGUGACUCCAGAUACCAUUAUAAGACCCAAGGAAAAACACAACGAAGUGUUACGGAAGGGACUAUGGAACACUUGA
This is a messenger RNA of Priceomyces carsonii, 180 nucleotides long. RefSeq lists its product as uncharacterized. NCBI's taxonomy places the organism in Eukaryota, Fungi, Ascomycota, Pichiomycetes, Serinales, Debaryomycetaceae. The transcript has a single exon. Bases 1 to 180 code for a protein of 59 amino acids. The record is from RefSeq and is a predicted model, not a curated record.